Messenger RNA from Paramormyrops kingsleyae, 8458 nucleotides. Its product is annotated as microtubule-actin cross-linking factor 1, isoforms 6/7-like. Lineage: Eukaryota; Metazoa; Chordata; Actinopteri; Osteoglossiformes; Mormyridae. Gene Ontology annotation, molecular function: microtubule binding; structural molecule activity; cadherin binding. Gene Ontology annotation, biological process: wound healing; regulation of focal adhesion assembly; regulation of microtubule-based process. Gene Ontology annotation, cellular component: intermediate filament; membrane; actin cytoskeleton. The record is from RefSeq and is a predicted model, not a curated record.
GUGGUACGGCUGAGGGACACUGAGAGGGUUGCUAUUAGCAUAACGUUAGCACAGUAAGUGUGAAAGGGACGUGGUACGGCUGAGGGACACUGAGAGGGUUGCUAUUAGCAUAACGUUAGCACAGUAAGUGUGAAAGGGACGUGGUACGGCUGAGGGACACUGAGAGGGUUGCUAUUAGCAUAACGUUAGCACAGUAAGUGUGAACGGGACAUGGUACGGUUGAGGGACACUGAGAGGGUUGAUAAUAGCAUAACAUUAGCACAGUAAGUGUGAAAGAGACAUGGUACGGCUGAGGGACCCUGAGAGGGUUGAUAAUAGCAUAACAUUAGCACAGUAAGUGUGAAAGGGACAUGGUACGGCUGAGGGACCCUGAGAGGGUUGAUAAUAGCAUAACAUUAGCACAGUAAGUGUGAAAGAGACAUGGUACGGCUGAGGGACCCUGAGAGGGUUGAUAAUAGCAUAACAUUAGCACAGUAAGUGUGAAAGGGACAUGGUACGGCUGAGGGACCCUGAGAGGGUUGAUAAUAGCAUAACAUUAGCACAGUAAGUGUGAAAGGGACAUGGUACGGCUGAGGGACCCUGAGAGGGUUGAUAAUAGCAUAACAUUAGCACAGUAAGUGUGAAAGGGACAUGGUACGGCUGAAAGACACAGGCUUUAUUAAUAUUAGCAUGAUGUUACCCCAGGGAGCAAAAGAGGAUGCAGUGUGGCAGAUGGACUCAAAGAGAUGCUAUAUGAACUGCUAGUAGGUUUGGCCCUGUUCCUGCUCUGAUAGGUGAUUGUCUGCCAGCACCCUGGAACUGAGCACAAAUGAUUAACUAAACAUCAAUACUCAAGCUACUCUGGAUAUACCCAUAUGUGUGUGUGUGGGGGGCGGGUGGGGGGUAUACUCACCGGGAGUAAUUUAACAGCUGAUGGAGUGUAUUGAUAGUUGUCUAUAAUUAAUUUCACUGUCAGGACAGUUUUAUGUGCAGGGCUUGUCCUUCAAUAUCAGCAAAGUGAUUUGCCUGUGGGGCAGUUUUUUACUUGUAGAGGCAGAUUUUUGUCUUAACAGAAGUUGUAAGAAGACAUGGGGAAGCCACUGAGCAGGCCUGACUGCCUGAGACGGGGCCACCAUAGUUCCCGGUGCCUCGGGAAAGGACAAGGAGAGGAUGGGGCCAUCGAGGACUGUUACAUCCCCCAGCGCUCCAUCUACGAUACCGUGCGCAUCAAUGAGCAGAUUGACCAGGGCUCUGUCUCUAGCACACUGGCCUCUGGGGGGGGUGAAGGCAGCACCCUCUCCACAGAAGGCACCCUGGGAGCCGUGGGCGCAUCUAGGCCUGGCUCAGGCAGAAAGCUUGACGAGAGGCAAAUCUAUGAUGCCCUCAAGCUGAGUGCAGAGCCCCUGAGCCUGUCCACUGGAGAGGGUGGGGCCUCCGUGUCACCGGGGGCUUCAUCCUGCUCAUCUGCACUUGGGGGGGCCAGGCGAUCCAUUGGUUUUGAACGGAAUGAACAAAGUCGCCGGUCCUGGAAGACCUUCCUGCCUGCAGAGUUUAUGGAGGAGGCAACAGAAAAACAAGUGUUGGGAAGCCCACCUGCUCGCUGCACAGCAUCCCCCACUGACAGUCCUCCCACUCUGAUCUCUUUCUCGGAGAGGGGUGAGACCCCUCCACUCAACCCAGCAGCAUCCUGCCUUCCCUCCCAGACCCUGAACACUACCCCAGCCAGUGAUCUGAGACCGGUUUCAGUCUCCCCUUCCAGACAGACUUUUCCCUCCGUACGGCUCGGCUCUGCCCCACUGCCUCAGCCGCUAUUCACCUGCAGGGCACUGAAGAGGGAUGCUGAAGCUGAAGGGGAUGCUCUGGCUUCUGAAUUGGAUGGUGAUAAAGUCCCUCUUCUUCCUCCACUGGUUCCCCUCACGCCCACACUCUGCCCCUCAUCUACAGAGCGUACCUGGCCCCGUAGGCUGAUGGGACGCAGGAGGACUGUGAGCCAGGGCGGCGUGCUCCACAAUCUCCCCAUCCUGCCACCACUGCCCCCUCUGCUGGCUGAGCACAGUGGUGUGGAUGAGGUAGUCUGCCUGCUUGGCCCUGCCUCAGUUUUCCCACAGGGAAGGCCCAGUGUGGCUGGUGAGCUGCGCCUAGGUGACAGGGAGUGGGGGGGGCUUCAGCAACUGGAGGAAGAGGAGGAAGAUGAGGGGAGUGAGGGAAGACAGGAGACAGAUGAGUACACCUGGGAGGCUCUGCUUCGGCAGGUGGACUCUCUCUGGGAGCCGAUGGCAGGGGGGGCCGAUAUGGCAGGCUGGGACCCCCUGCACAUGGGCUCCCUGGGCCGCUGGCCACUGCUGCGCCCCCCCGCUGGGUUUGGGGGCUCAGAGCCCCCCUCUGGCCCCGGGUCUGAGCUUGGGUCUGAUGACCUGGAGCUGGAGGGCCUUGGAGAGGAGGCUAAGGAAGGGGUGGGUCUGACAAGCCCCACGUUCCCCAUGGUGGGGCGGGCCUCAAGCAGGCCCGGGACAUUACCAGGAGCCAGGCCAAGUCUGGAGCUCCUAGAGCAGCAUAGUCCUAACGAACAAGGGCAGGACAGGACUGCUGCACGGGAAUUGGAGGUGUGCACAAGAGACAACCUGGGGGGGCUGGAUGCACUGUCAGAUGGUGGCAGGCCGGACUGUAGCACGGACACCAUUAACACCACAUCAGAGGAAGCCUUGCCAGGGAGUAGAGUUGUCAGGGAAGGUGUCACCAUGGAAACGCAGGAUGCUGGGAAUACAGAAAGCCUCCAGAUGGGAGCCACUGAAGGCCAGGAGGAGGCCUGUUCAGAGGGGGGGGAGGAGAAGGAGGCUAUCAGGCUGCAGGAGGUGAGCGUUGACCUGCAAAAUGGGAAAGUGGACUGUUCCCGUCGCAGCAGAGACCUGCCCCUCCCCCUGUCUCCCUCCAAGCAGGAGCUGGGUGGCCCCACCCUGGAGGGGAAGGCUGAUGCCUUUGUCACCACAGACAGCUUUGUUUAUCUGGCAGUGUCAGCACUGACCCCGUUUCCGCAAGACACCAAGCCCCCCUCCCUGGAUGGCUCUGAGCCACCCAGCCCCGGAGCCCUGCCUCAGCCCUGGCCUGAGGAGAGCGACUUUCUCUCCACAGACAGCUUUGUGUACCUGGCUGCUCCAGAGCGCCUCACACUGGCUCCAGGGCAGAGCAGUGCAUGUGGAGAUUCCCAGGGUUCUAGUUCAGAAGAUAGUCGAUCAGGAGUGGACUUUGUGCUGGGCUCCAUGAACGGAGAAAGCGACUGGGACUCUGAUGGAUCUGGGUCUGAGCGAGCACCAGGCCUGCCCAGCUGGGAUCACUGGGAAGAGCUAGAGCCAGCAGUCCUGCAAGAGCUUUUUCGAGAUGACCAGUGGGAGCACGGAUUGGGGCCAUGUGACUGCGGGUCCAGUGUUGUAGAAGGAGAAGGUGACGAACAAGGGGAAGUGAAAGAGGUGGAGGAUGGACUGCAGCCGUCAGAGCAGGUCGAGGAGCAGAACCCCCUCAUAAAGAUUCUGAUGAGCCAGUGGAGAGAAACCCUAGCAGAACUGGACCCGUGGCUAGAGGAGAUGGAGUCCAGCAUCGCUCAUCUGCUGUCACCAGCAUGUGGCCUGGAGGAGCUGACACAGCAGCAGGACCAGCUGAGGCUUCUAAGGGAGUGUGUUUCUGAGCACCAGGCCUAUAUCAGCAAGCUCCUCCUGACUGGGUCUCAGCUUGCUAGCCUUGGUGCCCUGGAGGAGGUGACAAUGAGGGAGCGCUCCUGCUCAGCAGAGCAGCGUUAUGUGGCUGUCAUGGAGAAGGUCAGGAGUCAUGGCAGAGCCCUGGUGGAGGCCAUCUGUCAGUCCUCACAGUUCCAUGAGAAGAUAGGAUCUCUAUUGGAGACCUUGGAGAGGGCAGCACUGCGUCUGAGACAGCGCCCCCCAGUGGCUGUGGAGGUAGAGAAGAUUCAGGAGCAACUUGCAGUCCACCGUGCAGCUGGAUGGGAGCUGGACAAGCUGCUUCCAAGCUACAGUGUCCUCUGUCACCAGGGGGAGGAAAUGGCAACUUGGGGGAAAGAAGCCUACCCAGAAACCCAGACAGUGCAGCUACAGCUGCAGCGGCUGCAGAGCGUGUGGGAUGAAAUCCGGCAGCGUGCAGACGAGCGUGAGGCAAAGCUGCUGGCAGCCCUGGAUCUGGCACAGGCUUUCUGGGCUGAGGCAGAGCAGCUCCAGGACACACUGCGAGACGCACAUGUUGCGGUGAAGGAGCUGGAGGCUCCUGAGAUUGACCCAGUCCUCAUCAAGCACCAGAUGGAAAUCACAGAGUCCAUUAGGGCUGAGGUAGAUGGGCUGUGGCAGAAACUGGGUGCUCUGCGCACACUGGGUGCUGAUCUCAUUGCUGCUUGCGGAGAAACAGACAAACAACAGGUGGUGAAAACCAUGGAGGAGAUAAACACAGCCUGGGACAGGCUCAGCAGGACAUGUGGAGAGAGAAAGGAAAGACUGGAAGAGGCCUUGAUGACAUCACUGCAGUACCAACAUGCCCUGCAGAACAUGUUUGAUUACCUGGACAGUGCCAUGCGGGAGCUCAAUGAAAUGUCCCUUGUGGUGGUCGAUCUUGGAACUGUCAUGCAACAGAUGGAGGAGCUCAAGCUGUACAGAGCAGGUGUAUAUCAACAGCAGAUCAACAUGGAGGUCCUGACCAAUCAGCAAGCAGCGCUCUUAAAGAGGACUACAGACCUUGCAGAGAAAAAUAAGAUCCAAGAGCCGCUCACGGUGCUGAGGGAGCUAUGGGAUCAUUUGGGGACCAAGAUAACGCAGAGACAACACCAGCUGCAGGGUGCAUUGUUGGCUCUGGGUCAAUUUGAAUACAUCCUGUCUGAGCUGCAGUCCUGGCUGUGCCAGACCCACAUCUCCCUGGACACACUGCAAGCAGUCAGCUGUGAUCCCAGGACAAUCGAGAUGGAGCUCGCCCAGCACCGGGUCCUGAAGAAUGAACUACUGUCACGUAAUUCCAUGAUGGAAAAUAUCAGUGGUGCUGGCUGGGAGCUCAUGGAGUCCAGCUCGGGGGAGAGGGCCAGCCACCUGCAGGGGCAACUGGAAACUCUCAAUCAUAGUUGGCAGAGUUUGCUACUCGAGGUCCAGGCGCAGCAGAAAAUACUGGAGGCCGCACUGCUGAAGGCAGAACGAUACCAGAGAGAACUGGAGGAGAGUAUUCAGUGGCUAAGUGACACAGAGAAGCAGCUGGCAGACGCCGUGCCUACUGGGGGCCUGCCGGAGACUGGCCGCGAACAGCUGCAGCGUCAUUUGGCACUGCAGGAGGAGCUUCUGCAGCGAAUGGAUCAGUUCCAUCGGCUCCUGGAGCAGAGACAGACCAUGCUGCCACCUCAUGGAGAGGAGGGUGAGGGUGGACUUAGCAUUGGACAGACUCUCCAGAAAUUGACUCUGCUUCAGAACAAGUGGAGCACACUUAACACCAGGAUGGAGGAGAAGAAGCUGAGGCUGGAGCAGAUGGUUACCCUGGCAACAGCCUUCCAAGCCUCCCUGCAGGUGUGCAUCAACUGGCUGAUCCAGGCGGAGCAAGCACUCAACAUGGCCCCCCCCCCUAGCCUCAUCCUGGACACCGUGCUGCUCCAGAUGGCUCAGCAUCAGGAGUUUAUGACGGGGCUGAAUUCACACAGGAACCUGGUCCUGGUUCUGGAAACAGAUGGGUCCCACCUGAGUUCUAUGAGUUUGGAGCAGGAUGUGGUUCUGAUACGGAGCCUGCUAUUGCGAGUGCAUGCCCGCUGGGACCAGCUUGUACAGAGUUCAUUGGACCGGGACCAACAUCUGGAGAAGGCCCGUCUCACAGCUGAGAAGUUCAAGGAGGCGUGGCUUGAAUUCUGGGAGUGGCUGCAGGAAGCAGAGAGCCGACUGGAUGCAGAUCUGGAGAUUAGCAAUGACCCAGGACUUAUCAACCGGCUGCUGAUUGACCAUAAGGAGUUCCAGAAGUUUCUUCAUUCUAAGCGGCCAGUAUUUUACACCACGGUUCGAUUCUGCCGGACCAUCCGUGAGCAAGCCACCCUGCCAGCUGACACAUUGAAACUGGGAAACUUGCUGGGCAAGAUCCGUGAUAAGUGGGACUACGUCUGUGGGAGGACUGUAGACAGGCAGCAGCAGCUAGACCAGGCUCUUCUCGAGGUGGGCCAGGUAGAUGUUGCCCUGCAGGGCAUCCUUGACUGGCUGCUGCAGGUAGAACCCCAGCUUGAUGAGCAGGAUCCAGUGCAUGGGGAUCUGGGUCUGGUGGCCCACUUGGUCGACUCACAUAAGGUUCUCCAGCAAGAGCUGGGGAAGAGAGCAGGGAGCUUUGAGGCUUUGAAGCGCUCGGCUACUGAGGUGAUGGAGAGGAGCGGCCUGUGCGAACAGCUGCAGGAUGUCAGCCAGCGUUGGGAUAGGGUCUGUGGCCUGUCUGUUACCAGGCAGCUCCGCCUACAGCAGGCCCUCAAACAGGCUGAGGAGUUUCACAGCUGGGUGCAGCGCCUGCGGGCUUGGCUUUCCGGGCUGGAGCAGGGCUUGCACUACCGCGGCCUCCUUCCAGAAGAGGAGCCCCCUUUGCAGGCACUUCUGCAAAGCCAGAAGGAGCUGAUGCAGGCCAUGCAGGGAAAGCGCCAGGACGUGGACAGGGUGGUCAGCUUGGGAGAGGCCAUUCUCAGAGUCUGCCACCCGGACGGCUUCACCUCCAUCAAACUGGGGGUUGCCAGUCUCCAAGAGCGCUUUCAAGAGGUGUUGACAUGGGUUAAGCAGCAUGAGCAGAGACUGGAGAGAGCUCUAGAGGAGCUGCAGAAGGGCACAAUACAGCUGCAAGAUCUGCAGUCUUGGCUGCAGUGGGCAGAGUCUCGACUGGCUCAGCGUGAAGCCGCCCCUCUACCCCAGCAGCCCAUGCAGCUCCGAGCACUGAUUUCUGAGCACUAUGCUUUCAUGGAGGAAGUGAAACACAAGCAGGAAGAUGUGGACCAGAUGCCCAAGAACUACAGGAAGAAAACAUCAGGGAACAACUUUGGAGAGAGACUCAGAAUGUGUGAGAAAUGCUGCUGUCAGUGGCAGAAAGUGUGGCAAAGCUCCCUUUUGUACCAACGCAAGCUUAGUGAUGCCCUCUAUAGGUUGGAAGAGCUGAAGGAGGCCCCAGCCUUUGACUUUGAAACAUGGAGGCAGAGGUAUAUGCUCUGGCUCCACCUUCGGAAGGACAGCCUCAUGGAAGUCUUCCGGAACAUUGACAGAGACCAAGAUGGCAGGAUCAGGCGGCUUGAAUUCACUGAGGGAAUUCUGGAUACCAACUUUCCCACCAGUCAACAGGAACUGGUGGCAGUGGCAGACAUCUUUGACCGGGAUGGUUAUAUCGACUACUACCAGUUUGUGGCAGCUCUACUCUCCAGCAGGGACCACUGGCAUUUCAGCAGUGACAGGGGCAGCAUGGAAAACGAGAUGUUCAGACAAGUAGUGCAGUGUAGAUGUGCAAAGCGGUUCCAGGUUGAAGCACUGGGGGGCGAUAAGUAUAAGUUCUGGGACUCUGAAUGCUCAGUUCGAAGGCUUUUUGGGUUGGUGCUGGUUCGGCUCGGAAAUGUCUACAUGGCUCUGGAUCAGUUCCUUCUGAAGUAUGACCCCUGCCGAGCAUCUGGCCCAACAGGCUGCAGUCGGCGGAAACUGAGCAGGAAGAGAGGUGCUGAUGUCUAGGAGGGUGCAAACAACCGCAGGUGGCAGCGUGUCCAAGCUCACAGGGGCAGCAAAUGUGCAAAAGUGACUGCAGUGUCACAUCUCUGUAAUCCAGACAAUUCAAGUGCUUUCUACUCUGUUCCUGUGAAUAAAUUUAAAGAUUUAUUUACCUAUUUUACUGGCAGUAUGGAAAAACCAGGAUUAUUAAUUUGCUCCUACAGCGAAGCAGGAUUUGGUGUCAUGGCACUGAUGCCAUGAUCUAAGACGGCUCCACUGUGAGACCAGAGCCCUGAUUACUAUCUCCGUUCCUUGUGAGUGAUGUGACACGUGAGAAUUUUGAAAAAGUAGAAGAGGAAUUUGUACAUGUUGAUAUUAUUACUACUGGGAAGUCUAAGCCAGUUCAUUGCAUGUGUUUUCACUGCUAGCUGUAGCUUCUGUUAGCCCUGCCUCAGCUCUGCUAACUUGUGGGAUUAAACUGAAUAGACUGCCUAUGAGCAUUAUGAUCAUCUGCUGGUCAGUAUUGUAACCUUGAAGACUAAUAAUCAUUUUAAUUGGUUCAAGUCAAAAGGGCUGAACUGGAUACUUUAAACCCUGUAUAACUGACUGUGAACUUGUGAGUGAUAUGUGGUGCAGUGUGUGGGGGGGGGGGGGUUAAAAGUAGUUUAUAUUCAUUAUCAGAGAACUCUGACAUUCAUGGAUCUUCCAGAGAUGGAAGAAGCCUGUAUUUGUUUUUAUUUAUUUAUUCAUGGUAAAGUGGAGGAGUGAUUACACCAGGAAAUAAAAUGAAAUACAAACAGUUAAAA